Molecule: messenger RNA, 746 nt
Organism: Rotaria sp. Silwood2
Lineage: Eukaryota; Metazoa; Rotifera; Eurotatoria; Philodinida; Philodinidae
Source: the annotation of a GenBank genome assembly
AUUGGAGAGAUACUAGUCAAAAAUUUCUUCUAUAUAUACAUGGUGGUGGUUUUGUUUAUGGAGACAUUGAACUUUAUUCAGGUUAUGAAUGUUAUCUAUCUCGUGAAUAUCAUAUGCCUGUUAUACAUAUUGAAUAUGGCCUUGCUCCAGAACAUAAGAUAUUUUCGGCUCUCGAUGAUGUUAUUACUGUCUAUAUGUCAUUGUUAAAAUAUGAUUCUAAUAUUAAUAAACGUAUGAUUGGUAUGGGUGAUUCUUCAGGUGGUUUACUAUGGCUUCGUCUUAUUCAGAUAAUUGUUGAACAAAAACAAUCAGUUCCACUUGCACUUGUUUUAUUAUCACCAUGGGUUGAUAUAAGUUUUCUUGAUAUUGAACAUGAUACUCAAACAGAACAAAAACGUAUUUUAUUUUCACUUCAAUUAAUACUUAAUUUACGUGAACAAAUAUUUAAUAUUGAUCAGAAUCCAGCAGGUAUCGAUUAUUAUGAACAAUAUAAUCAACAAUUAGAUACAAUAAAUCCAAAAGAACAUUCAUUCAAAGAUUUUCCUCCACUUUAUGUAAGUGUUGGUACUGAAGAAUUAUUUUUAUGGGAUGCAACAAUAUUAAAAAACAAAAUUCUUGAAAAUAAUGGUCAAAUAAUAUUAGAAGAAGGUUAUGGUUUAAUGCAUACUUAUCCAAUGUUUCAUUUAUGGUCAACCGAAGCACAAUGUGCACAAAAAAAUAUACGAAUAUUUAUAGAACAAUUUUAA